AUGGCCCAUCGAGAGGAUGAUGAAGAAAAUGGUUUCAAUUCGAACGUCCGAUACAAUGUCGAUCAUUGCUUGGUGGAUCAUGAAGCAAUGUUCGGAAUGAUCACCAACGAUUCGGAACAAGAAAAAUUAAUGGCUGAAUUUCGUAACUAUGACAAUAAUCCUCGUGAUGAUAUUCCUGGUCCAAUUUCAUUUAUGGGACGAGGCAACGGACUUCGUUUUAGUACAAACACCAACAACAGCAAUGGCAACGAUGGAGUCCCUUCAUCCAUUCAUCCAACAAUGAAUUUUGCGACACAACAAAUGAUGAUGAAUAAGAAGAGUCGAAAACAACCAACAACAACCGAAUUACAACAUUGGAAAGAAAUGCGAAAUUUAGUAGAGGAGAAGGGACAAAGUAAAUUUCUUUCAUCUCUCAAACAAAUUCAAGAGAAUAGAACAGGAACUGCAAAAGACAAAAUUCCACUUUUACCUGUGAUUAUUCGACAAAUUUUGCAUUACGAUUCACACGAAUCAGCUCACGUUUUAGUUGGAGAAAUUGGAUCUGAUACUGAAAUGGAAGGAACAAUAUCGAGAAAAGCCAUCGAAAGAAAUCCAAGCAUUCUCACAGUUGAAACUGUGGUGUUGCUAAAGAAAAUUCAACUUUAUUGCCCUAGACCUGCAAAAUUUCACUUGAUCAUUUCUGAAAAGAAUACAGCCAAAGUUUGGAUGAACGAUCCUGAAGAAGCAAACCACAAGUUAAAAGUGAUAGUAGGAGCUUCUACCUCCUUGUCGUCAUCGCCAUCCACUGGACGAGUAGCUAAUGAAGAUAUGGACUCAUUUGGUCCCAAUAUUGAUAGUAUGGAUUCCACACCUCCAUCUGGAGAGUGUAGAGAGGGACUCAACUCUCGUCAAGGGCUUACUGAAGCUUGCUCAACAACAACAACAGCAAAUCAAACACUCCCAAACAAACGUGUGACUACAGAAAAAUUCAUUCCUCCUCCCCAACCAUUCCAACGACCACCUCCACCACCACAAAAAUCAUCAUCAACAACAAGUGCUUCAACGCCUCUUAAUACUUUAAAUACCACCACCUCCACCACCAUUGCUGCUACUACGAGUCGUUUUCGACCCCCACCUCCUCUUUACGAAACACCAGAGACUUUGAAAAAAGCAACUAGUGAUGAUACCAUUCCAUUGCCGAAUGAGUUUGAAUUUUCACAACCCUUAUUAACAACACCGACACGAUCCCACCACUCGAAUGCAAGAUUAAGAUCUGGGAAUCUCUCUCCAGAACUGACAGUAUUGACCACCUCCACCUCCACCACUACGACUACGACUACCUCCUCCAAACGAAAAUCCCAUCCAACCUCAAGCUCCUCAGCGCAAUCUUCCUCCUCUUCCUCCUCCAACAAUGAUUUCAGCGACAAUCCUAGGAACAAGAAGAGAAAACAAACCAAUGUACCCUCACUCGAUCCCAAUCAUGACUUAUCCCUUCUGAACACACCUUUGCAUCAUCACCUCCAAAAAGAUUCCUUCAAUGAUCCCUUAUUCGAUGAAAACUCCAAUCAAUCCACACCCAUGUCUUAUUCACCUCCUCUUUUUCAACAACAGCAAGAACAGCGACCGAGUCUGUCUGACCAACAAGUUCCUCCUUUUUAUCCAGCAAGAAUGUCCUCUUUGUCGACGACAACUACGACUAGUACAAACACCACAAGCAUUGGAAGUGAGACGAGUCGUCACUUAAACAAGGCACUCGACAUGGGAAAACACAAAAAGAGCCAGGUUGAUGCAACUCUUGAGGAGGAUGACGAUGAUGAUCCUCUCAAGGGCAUUCUAGAUGAAGAUGUGAAUGAUGAUGAGGUUUUAAUCCAACAACAACAACAACGACGACAACAAGAACGAUCUCUGACAGCUACCACCACACUUGUACCACCCAAACCCCCUCAGCAAGUAGUUCCACCACAACCACCACCACCAGUACAUACAAGUCAUUUAGCACAACCACCACCAAAACAACGAAAGACAGUUGUGAAUUUUGAUGAUGACGAUGACCCUCUCAAAGGUAUUCUUGGAGAUGAUGAGGAGGUUGCUUUGGAACAAUCCCUUUUCCAGGAAGCUCCUCUCCACAAGCCUACUGCUGGUAAAUCACAACAGAAAGCCAAAAAGAUGAUUGUAUUUGAUGAUGAUGAAGACUUUUGA
Molecule: messenger RNA, 2178 nt
Organism: Naegleria fowleri
Lineage: Eukaryota; Heterolobosea; Eutetramitea; Acrasida; Naegleriidae
Exons: 1
Coding region: 1-2178 (725 amino acids)
Biological process (GO): recombinational repair
Source: RefSeq, a predicted model, not a curated record